AUGGAAAUGUGCAGCAAUUUCGACGCUUAUGAGCUCCGUCGUCUCACGCGUCGCUUCAAGAAGCUCGACGUCGACGGCUCCGGCUCUCUAUCCGUCGAGGAGUUCAUGUCUCUUCCGGAGCUCCAGCAGAAUCCGUUGGUUCAGCGAGUCAUCGACAUUUUUGAUGAGGAUGGCAAUGGAGAAGUCGAUUUCAGGGAGUUCAUCCAAGGCAUCUCACAGUUCAGUGUGAAGGGCGAUAAGAACACGAAGCUGCGCUUUGCGUUCCGCAUUUACGAUAUGGAUCGCGACGGACAUAUUUCGAAUGGGGAGCUCUUCCAGGUGCUCAAAAUGAUGGUUGGUAACAACUUGAAAGACUCUCAACUCCAACAAAUCGUCGACAAGACAAUCUUGUUCCACGACAAGGACGGCGACGGCAAAAUCUCGUUCCAAGAGUUCUGCGAUGUCGUUGAGCACACCGAGGUGCACAAGAAGAUGGUUCUCGAAAACAUCUAA
Caenorhabditis remanei is the source of this 492-nucleotide messenger RNA. RefSeq lists its product as uncharacterized. The record is from RefSeq and is a predicted model, not a curated record. The transcript is spliced from 5 exons. Gene Ontology annotation, molecular function: calcium ion binding; calcium-dependent protein serine/threonine phosphatase regulator activity. NCBI's taxonomy places the organism in Eukaryota, Metazoa, Nematoda, Chromadorea, Rhabditida, Rhabditidae. The coding region runs from base 1 to 492 and encodes 163 amino acids.